AUGGAAAAUUUAAGCAGAAGAACUAUAAUUAGCCUGGUUGAUGUUAACACAAGGAGCACUUCUAUGUGGGGAUGUAGAGGCCCACUACUAGAAAGUGACCGAUCAACAUCGUCAAUUCUACGUCGAUUUAGUAGAUCUACGUCGAUUUUCAAAAUAACCAAUGUAGUAUAUUUUCCUUCCUCAACCAGCAACUUCAAAAACAAAAAUUGGCUCCAGGUGGGAGACGACCUCAACCACCGCAACCUCACCGACCUGGCGAAGAAGUUCGACGACAUCUUCCUCCUCCGCAUGGGGCAGCGGAACCUGGUGGUGGUGUCGUCGCCGGAGCUGGAAAAAGAGGUGCUGCACACGCAGGGCAUGGAGUUCGGGUCCCACACGUGCAACGUGGUGUUCGAAAUCUUCACUGGGAAGGGCCAGGACAUGGUCUUCACCGUUUACGGCGAGCACUGGCGCAAGAUGCGCCGCAUCAUGACCGUCCCCUUCUUCACCAACAAGGUGGUGCAGCAGUACCGCCAGGGCUGGGAGGUCGAGGCCGCCGUCGUCGUCCACGACGUCCGCAACAACCCCAGAAGCUCAGAGCUCUUAAUGGAGAAAGGAGUCACUUGGCGCAGAGCUUUGAAUACAACACUCCAUUCUUUGAGUUCGUACACUCCGUCAAGGCAUCCUCGCCGAUCAACUUCCUCGACGAGCACCGCUUCUUCUCCGAUGCCGACGCUUCCGAGUAUACAAAGAUGGGGUUUGCCGGUAAUGUUGAGCCAUGUUUUAUAGCAGGUAUACGCACUUUCCAAGUCUCAAUUGGGUUUUCGAUUCGGCAUGGUCAGGUUGAGAAUUGGGAUGCCAUGGCGCUUCUGACAGCAGUGCAUAUAGAUUUACAUCGGUUAUAAUAAGAAUCGAUGUAAAAUUAUAUAUAUUUACUCACUCUCUUCUACAUCGGUUUUAGAACCGAUGUAGAUGAUGUUAAAGAACCGAUGUAGAUAGCGUGUCUUGUAGUAGUGAGGAGUCAUUGCAGCACGAAAUGUUCUCUUGCAUGUUUGCAGACAGAUUAUGGAAGGCAUGCUAUGGAUGGAUAUUGGCAACAACAGUGCUACCACAAGGAUUGCUUCAAAAUUUCUUCUAACAACCUCUCUUUGGGAUGUCAAACAGAGAAAGAAUUAGGUGGCAGGUGGUAUGGUGCACGAUUACAUUGAACAUCUAGAAGUCAAGAAAUAAUAGCAGGUUUAAAGGGCAACAAGUCAGUGUAGACAAGGCAUAUCAAGAUAUAUUGUACUUCAUGAUCACUUGGUUGUGGCUAAGGUUGGAUAAGUCAUUUCAAUACAGCUACCAACAGUGGCACAUCAAUCCAGGUGCUUGUAUUCCAGAUAGUCAUUCCUUGCUUAUUUACUAAAAAUGGAGUGCGAAAACCAGAUUUACUGUAAAAUAAUAUAGGAGAAAUGUAAGAAGAAAAGAAUUGUAGGUGUCAACAUUUAAGGGGUAAAUGAUAGAAGAGAAAUAAUGGAUCCCGAUGACGUAGUACUAGCAAUUAAAACCUCUCAGAGGUAUGGGUACAGGGUGGGGCUGUUGUCUAUGGUUGAAGUGGACCUUGUGCUAAAAUUGAAAAAUUACAUAAGGCUAACACAUGGAAGCUAUAGAAUAGGGCUACAAGGGAUUAUUCAAGGAUUGUAAGGGCCUGAAUUUGGAGUAGUAAUUUAAAAUAUAAGUAUGUAAUGUUGGGACGGAAUUUGGAGUAGUAAUUUAAAAUAUAAGUAUGUAAUGUUGGGACGGUGGGGCGGCAUGAGCUUGGUGUAGAAAUCUUUAUGUGAUGAUGGCACAUAUAUGGAUGACUCAUUCAGGAAUAAAGGUGGGAUGUGACAGGGUCAUCUGCACACCGGAGGUUUGUCACUGUAGAAUGUGAAAAUGAUAGGAUCCAUGAUGUUGUUAUAUUUGUGAAGGUUGUUGAGUGUUGGAGGUUGAAUAUAUGCCUUGCAGCUAAUAAUUAUGCGAGACCAAUUAACACCUUAUUGUAGAAUAUUAUUUCAGUUGCUAUUUGGCCUCCCACAUUAGGAUCACUCAAUGAAAGGAGGGUAUUACAAUUC
This is a messenger RNA of Cajanus cajan (pigeon pea), 2072 nucleotides long. The record is from RefSeq and is a predicted model, not a curated record. Lineage: Eukaryota; Viridiplantae; Streptophyta; Magnoliopsida; Fabales; Fabaceae.